UAUCCUCAUUCUCUCGCUCUCUCUCCCUCUCUUUCUCGGGGAUCUCCCGCGCGCCUGUCUUCUCUCUCUCUCUCGCUCUCCCUCUCUCUGCUGUGUCGGCACGACGACGGCGGCGCGGAGUCGUCGCGAUGCUUCGGGGAACGGUGGGACCUCUGGCGCGAUUUCUGCAGCGUAGAGUCUCCAUCUCUCAUUCUCUCUCUCUCUCCAAGAAUUAAGGAACUAUGGAGAGGAACGGAGCUCCCUGGAACCAGAAGAAUGGCGCAGGGAUGUGGAAGAGGAAGCACCGAUCCCAUGAUACGGGUUUCGGCUUCCGCCCUCAGCCCUCGAUCCACAAUCCUGAUCCUAACCCUAACCCUAGCCAUAGUUCGGUUUCACCGGAUCCGUCCCAGUUCGCACCAACCGUACAUCAGUUCCUGGCCCACCGGGACGCCUUCCGUUUCCUGUGGGGGCAGCUCGACGAUGCUCUUACUGCGAGAGAAAGGUUGGUGUUGAUGAAGGAAGAGGAAAUUCGGCGGAAGGAGCAAGCACUUUGUGAUCAUGAAGGGCUCAUCGAGGCAUUGAAGAAGGAGGUCGUGCAUUGGAAGGCGGAGGCAUCACACUACAAGAAUCAAUUUCUUUCGUUAAAAAGUCAAGCGGAACAUCAGAUUAGAGGGAAUGCGGAGUCGAGAGGAGAUUGCAGUUUGGUUCGUGAAAAUGAUGAAAGUCAGUUGUGUAAUAGACAAGAAAAUGCAAGUGCAAAUCCUUGCACAUAUCAGAAAGAAGAAAAUGCAUGUUUGUUCAAAUCCAGUCGUGUUGACGAACAUUUGACUGCUGGAGAUGGAAUUGAUGAGGAUUGUUGUUUACCUUCAUUGCAAAGUGUAGAAAUAUGUCAUUCAUCCAACAUAAGUGCCAUUAAAUGUUUUGAUCGUUCUACUGCUGAUGCUGCUGGAGCAAGUCCUUGCACAACUGCUCAUUCUCUUCCAUUCUCUGGUUACCUCACAUGCUCCAUUGAGGAUAUGACUGGAAGUUGCCCUGCGGCUGAAUCACAAGCAGGGAAUUGUAUUGGUUCAGGUCAGAUACCAGAACCUUCACUUGUGACCAGUCCUGUGAAUGGUGACAUGACUGUCAAUGGUAAUGGCAGAGUUGUAGAUGCUCCCGUGUCAAAUUUCCCAGUUAAAGUGAAGAUUGAGCAGAUUGAAGAUGCUCCAAUGGUCACAUUUCAUGAUGAAUUGGAUAGCUCUGAGAACAUUAUUCCACAGAUGAAACUUGAUGAUAGCCUUGUGAACAAGGAAAGGAAUGUCAACAGUAACAGCCAUAUGCUUGAUACUGCCUUGUCUAUUUUGCCAGUGAAAGUGAAGACUGAGCCUAUUGAAAGUCAUGCAAUUGUUCCUGUCUGUAAUGGAUUGGAUAGCUCCGUAACACAGGAUCUGCCUGUUAGUAUCAAAAAUGAAAAUCCUGAUGACUUCAUGGAUGAGUUAGACCACAUUUCUUUGCAUGAGCGCACCAAAAUGCUAUUGCAGAGUAAGCUUUCCCCACGAAGUAUUUCUAGCGAACUUGGUGAGUGUGCCGGAAGGACCUUGCCGCCAGAACAUGAGUCUUCUGAAUUAUUGAAUCACAAGGCAAGAGAUUUAAAAAUUCAGAGCAGGAAGAAGAGAACACCAACGUCUUCUGUGGAGGUAGCCCUUGAAGAAGAUGCUCCUGGGCUUCUACAGAUUUUGCUGGAGAGAGGAUUGCAACUUGACGAAAUCAAGCUUUAUGGAAACAUGGAAAAUGAAGAUGGGCAUGAAACGUUACCUGAUGCUGAUGGUUUUGCAGAGCUUGAAACUGUUAUAUCUAAGCUAUUUUCUCGUCCGGCAAUGAUACUGAAGUUGGCCAAGGUUUUUCACAAUAAGGGUUCCAAAGCCAGUUAUUGCUUGGCUUGUUUAAUUUCACUAAUUGAACAGACCCGAUAUUUACAGCUUCACAAGUGGUCAGUUGAAUGGGGAUGGUGUAGAGAUCUGCUCUCGUUUAUUUUUGUAUUUGAACGGCACAACAGAAUAGUUCUGGAGCGUCCUGAAUAUGGUUAUGCUACAUACUUCUUUGAGCUUGUGCCUUCCUUGCCUAUUGAUUGGCAAAUCAGACGGCUGAUUGCUGCAAUGAAACUCACAAGCUGUACUAGAUCAACACUCCUUGAGAACAGACCAUUGGUGGUUGGAGAAGAUUUGACAGAAGAUGAAGCACGGACCUUGGAGGACUAUGGUUGGAGACCAAACACUGGGUUAGGAUCAAUGCUCAACUACUGUGACAGGGUUGUUCACGACAAUAAAACUGAAGAUCCAUCUGAGUGGAAGUCCAAAAUUGGCAAACUACUGAUGAAUGGGUAUGAUCAGGGUACUAUCUCAUUACCGAACAUUCCAAAGAAGGUUCUUGCCUUGAAAACAGAAGUUCUCGCAUUGGAAACUGGUCUGAGCUCGCAACUGAAAGUUGAACACUGAUUUCAUUCAGACUGUAAAUAAGUCGGCUAUCAUUUUGUACAGGUCGAUUGCCAUUGUAUUCUAGUGCAUGUAUCAUAACACAAUUGUAGUACUCACAUUUGUACACAUUUAUCUUACUGCCAUCUUCAAAGCCGUUAAACAUUUUAUUCA
Messenger RNA from Nymphaea colorata (pocket water lily), 2603 nucleotides. RefSeq lists its product as uncharacterized. NCBI's taxonomy places the organism in Eukaryota, Viridiplantae, Streptophyta, Magnoliopsida, Nymphaeales, Nymphaeaceae. The record is from RefSeq and is a predicted model, not a curated record. The coding region runs from base 222 to 2453 and encodes 743 amino acids. The transcript is spliced from 10 exons.